CAUGGUUCAACUUUGAGCUAAUUCGCGCCGACGAACAUCACCAUUAUCACGAUAUCCCAAUAUCCCAGCAAGAUCUUCGGGUGCCUACUUGGAGUGUCUGAAGACUGCGCGCUUUAUCCAGAUCACGCCGAAUAGAGUGGCACUGAUUGUUCUGUUAAGGAUACAUAAUAUUCGAGAUCGAAACACCAAGAGGCCCAUCAGCUGACCAGUGUUUUUUUUGUUUUCUUUCUUCCGCUUUCCGUAACCGACAAUUACAACGUUCCCUGUACAGCACGCAUCGAUUGCGACACGCGCACUACUACAAUCCUCUCUCUAACAGGGGAUGGCAGAGAAGCUCACCGAAAAACAGGUCGCUGACCUUGUCGCCAUUCUGCGCACCGAUGCCUCGAUCGAUGCCAAAGUCCAACAGGUGACGGGAGUGAAGUCUAGCAUAAAGCAGCACAAUGUCCCCGAACCUUGCAUCGUUCCCCUAUUCGAUGCGCUGCGCACAGCUUCUAGCUCCCAGCACGCCGUUCUCGUCAAUGCUGGUUUUUCGGCCCUCAAUCACCUGCUCGCCCGACUUUCGCGACAAGAGCCCAAGUAUCUCUCCAAGGAGGCUUCCCGGACUCUACCGCUCGUCACCGAGAAGCUAGGUGACCAGAAGGAGAAAAUACGCCAGCUCGCGAUCCAAUGCUUGGUAACAAUAUACAAGGUCGCUUCUCAGGACGUCGAGCGCCUGGUGCGCGACACCGUCAUGACCGGGAAGAGCUCUAGGGCCAAGGAGGCCGCCUUACAGUGGCUUCUACAAAUGCACCAAGAACACGGCCUGCAGUUCCGGGCCUAUGUCCCGGCACUGAUGGAGCUGCUGGAGGAUGCAGAUGGCAUGGUACGCGAGGUGGCCAAGUCCACAGUGAUCGAGCUGUUCAGGAACGCCCCCAACGCAGCGAAAUCAGACCUCAAGAAGCAGCUAAAGAAUUUCAGGGUCCGGCCGGCGAUAGAGCAGGCAAUCGUCAAGGAGCUCAAUCCUACGGGCUCAGGCCUCGUCUCGCAAACUGAAAGCUUGAGCGAACCUCUUCCGUCUCAACCCACUCUUGCCGCGAGUGUCUCGUCUCUCGCCGAGCGGCCCGUCACGCCGAUGCUGGACAACCGCCCCGAUCAAGUAGAGCCGCUGUACGUGAAUACCCAGCGCGAGCUCGAAGAGAUUUUGAGAGAGAUGCAUUUCCAUUUCGACGGCAAGGAAACAGAGCAAAACUGGCUGAAGCGAGAAGAGAGCAUCAUAAAACUGCGAAGACUCAUAGCCGGCAACGCGGCGACCAACUUCAGCGAACCGUUUCUUAGCGGGCUUAGGGCGCUCCUAGACGGGAUCAUCAAGGCUGUCACCUCGCUGAGGACCAGUCUCUCCAAGGAGGGCUGCAGUCUUGUUCAGGACAUGGCGAGAGCGUACGGUCCUGCGAUGGACCCAAUGGUGGAACUGCUCAUGCAGACGUUCGUCAAGCUCACAGCCGCCACCAAAAAGAUCAGCUCGCAAUUGGCAAACGCCACGGUCGAUGCCAUCAUCUCGAGGGUUACCUACAACGCGCGUCUCAUGCAGCAUAUUUGGCUUGCGUGCCAAGAUAAAAAUGUCCAGCCGCGGCUCUACGCAUCUGGUUGGCUGAAAACGCUACUGAACAAGGAAGCCAACCACAAGAACCAUGUCGAACAUACUGGUGGACUGGAUCUGAUUGAGAAGUGUAUCAAGAAAGGGCUCGGUGAUGCAAACCCUGGCGUGAGAGAGAAGAUGCGUGCGACCUACUGGACAUUCGCCAAUAUCUGGCCGGCAAGGGCCGAGGCUAUCUUGAACGGGCUCGAUCCAACGGCGACGAAGCUGCUGCAGAAUGACCCCCAUAACCCGAACCCUCCCAAGAAGUCAGAAGUUGCCGCACGCCCUGGCUUAGGCCUGUCUAAGAGCACCAUGGGAACUUCAAAACCGAGUCUCCGUGAAACCAUGCUCGCGCAGAAGAGAGCAAUUGCAUCCAAGACCAUCCCGCCCCGUCCGGGCUCAGCCAUGUCACACUUUUCGCCUGUCCGGACGGUGUCGGGCACCUCUCAAUCCUCCUCGGGCACCACAACAUCCACAGUGCGCACAAGGCCCGAGUCAGUCAUUGGCUCCACAGGCGGGCUCUCGGGAGCUCCUGUGAGGCCUGGAAGGAGAAGACCGGAAGUAGCUGCUCGUCCAGCGACAGCGGGGCCGUACUCUGUUAGAAGCCAUGACCAGCCCUCAACCGAGCAGUCUAGCCCCCCCGACCUUCGCAGGACUAAGGCGGUCACACCCAAGCCAAUCGCAUCGUCACCGAAAAGGACAGUCCCUAAGACGGCUCGUCCCGGUCAAGUCGCAAGUGCCAACGAGCCACAGGCUCCAACGCCAACGAAAGUGGGAACCCCGAAGGCCUUUGCAUCUCCUCGCGCCACCCCCACGAGAAUUACACUACCCCCCUCGUCAAGCAGCCCAUCAAAGGCGGACGAAGAAUUCACCCUGAUUGUGCCGACUCUGCAAGCUGUCCAAAGUCCCCCUCAAAAGGAGAGACCAUCCACUCCACGCGGAACCGCGUCGCCGGCUCCGAGUCCCUCAAACACGCCUUCACGUAUUCCACACCUUGGCCCGGCCCUUCCCCCAGCCCUCCUCGAGACUGCAGCUCCCAUUGGAACAACACCGACCCCGGCUGGUUCUCCUAUGCGAACGGUUGAGCCAGCCUCGGCUGCUCCCACCAGUCCGACCAAGCCGUUGGAGGUGUAUGAGGACCCAUCUACUGCGGACCAUCAGGCGACACCUCAGCCAACCUUUAACAGUAAAAUCCUAGAAGACAGGCCGAUCAACGAAGAUGCGGCGACCCUCCAGGAAGCCAUCCGGCAACAACAGAACGGCGAAGCCAACGGCGUCCCUCACUCUCCGGAGCGCGGAAAGCAAAACGCGCGCCUCCUAGACAGCGGCAUCGCCAAGGUCCAGCAGAAAUCGCUGGACGUGCACGGCUUCCGCAAGCUGCAGGGGAUCAUCCGCGAUAGCAAGACCACGGCGCUGCUAACAGACGAUAGAUUUGACGCGCUCGUGUCAGGCCUCUUUGCCUUCCUCGAGUCACCGUUGUCGAAUUUGGCCCCAGAGAAAUCCCAAGACGUCAAGGCGCAAAUCUUGGCGACCAUCAAGUUGCUACUGAAGAAGAUGCGCGACAACUUCCGCCCGCACGUCUCGAGAAGCCUGGAGAGCCUCGUCCGUGCGCGCGCCACUUACGAAGGGCGGACGCACAUGGUGAGCGGGCUGGAGCUCCUGGCGACCGACCUGGUUGCCCUAGGUGACCCGGCUGAGAUGGUCACGGUGCUGACGAGGAUGCUGGCGGGCAUGGACGUGGACGGCGGCGUCGGCGGUGCGGGAGGCGGUGGUAAUAGCGCCGAGGGAAGAUCGUUGAGUAUGGGGAUGCACAUUCUCCGGGAGAUGCUGGAUUCGAGGGCCGGCCCGGCGGGUUACGUGCCUUCGGAGGGGGAACUGCAGGCCUUGGCGGGGCUCGCGGCCAGGUGUCUUGAGAGCUUGGAGUCGGCGGUCAGGAUGGAUGCCGUUCUGCUCUGCGUGGCUAUCCAUGCCAGGGUUGGCGAUGCCAAGUUUUGGGAGGCGGUCAAGGGCGUCAGGGACGAUCCCAAGAGUUUGAUCAUGUACUAUAUCACCAAGCGGCAGAGAGAGAUGGGCGCGGCGGCGGCUGCGGCUGGGCUGGUCGCUUGAUUGGGCGGUUGGAUUCGGGUUUUCGGUUUUAUGUUCUUUUAAUUGUGCCCGGGGGAUUGGUUUGGUGCCGCGCCGCACCGCAUCGGAUGUCACGACGUAGGUUGUAUACAGUACCAUUGAUCAGGGAUCAGGACUGGGAAAUGGCAAAGAAAAGGGAGAAAUCGGGUGAAUCAUCAGGGGCGUCUUUGGUGUUGGAGUCUCCUCACUGGACACGGGCGUUGAAGUUAUCGAAGGCUGUGAAAAGCGUCCUGGGCUAACUUUCGUGUUGUUUUCAAACUGCGAAUGAACCCUAUAUCACCGGCUGGCCUUGAUCGGUCAGUAUCCGCAGCCUCGGCGUUGCUGGGCCGUUAAGUGUUUGCU
This is a messenger RNA of Canariomyces notabilis, 4084 nucleotides long. Its product is annotated as ARM repeat-containing protein. The transcript has 3 exons. Gene Ontology annotation, molecular function: microtubule binding. Lineage: Eukaryota; Fungi; Ascomycota; Sordariomycetes; Sordariales; Chaetomiaceae. Gene Ontology annotation, cellular component: spindle microtubule; mitotic spindle midzone; mitotic spindle. Gene Ontology annotation, biological process: mitotic spindle assembly; astral microtubule depolymerization. The record is from RefSeq and is a predicted model, not a curated record. The coding region runs from base 323 to 3724 and encodes 1133 amino acids.